Messenger RNA from Ochotona princeps (American pika), 1739 nucleotides. RefSeq names its product SET domain containing 4 (gene SETD4). The transcript has 11 exons. Gene Ontology annotation, biological process: peptidyl-lysine dimethylation; peptidyl-lysine monomethylation; positive regulation of transcription by RNA polymerase II. NCBI's taxonomy places the organism in Eukaryota, Metazoa, Chordata, Mammalia, Lagomorpha, Ochotonidae. Gene Ontology annotation, molecular function: protein binding; transcription coactivator activity; histone H3K4 methyltransferase activity. Bases 290 to 1612 code for a protein of 440 amino acids. The record is from RefSeq and is a predicted model, not a curated record.
GGGUUUGAGGCAGGUAAGUCACCUGAGCAGCUGGCAUUGAAGGCAGCUAGGGGAGUUUCCAUGAUUCAUUAGCAUUCCCCAGAGCCUCGAGCUAGAGCUGUUUGCGAGGGACCCACUGUGGGCAUCCCGUUACUACCAGGAUCCCGUUCAGGCGCAAACGGCAUUCGAGAAGCAGCUGGAUGAUAUUUGAAGAUGUUUGGAGCAGUAAUCAUCAUACAAGCGACAAUUGAGACGAAGAACUGUCUUUGAUUUGCAGAUUGGAGCCCUGCACAGAAGCUCCAGGGUUAGCAUGCCGAAGGCAAGAGGAAGAACAAGUCGAAUCCGAAGGCGGAAAUGCUUCAAAAGUUCUCCAGCAAGAGGAGUGAAUGAGAGCUGCAAGUCUGAAUUUAUAGAUCUAAGGAAAUGGCUAAAGGAUAGGAACUUUGAAGAUAGAAACUUAGCACCGGCUCACUUUCCAGGCACGGGAAGGGGCCUGAUGAGUACAGCUGGCUUGCAGGAGGGGAGGAUGAUCAUCUCAUUGCCUGAGUGCUGCCUGCUCACCACGGACACAGUGAUGGGAAGUUACUUGGGGGCGUACAUCACCAAGUGGAAGCCGCCCCCAUCUCCUCUGCUGGCUCUGUGUACGUUUUUGGUUUCAGAAAAGCACGCCGGGGAUCGGUCUCCGUGGAAGCCGUACCUGGAUAUUUUGCCCAAGUCCUACACCUGCCCUGUUUGUUUGGAGCCCGAAGUGGUGGAUCUGCUGCCCCGACCGUUACAAGUGAAGGCCGAAGAGCAGAGGGCUCACGUGCGGGAGUUUUUUGUUUCCUCCAGAACCUUCUUCUCUUCCCUGCAGCCUCUGUUUGCAGAGGCCGUGGACAGCAUCUUCAGCUACAGCGCCCUCCUGUGGGCCUGGUGCACCGUCAACACCAGAGCCGUGUACCUGAGACGCAGGCAGCAGGAGGGCCUGUCCGCGGAGCCUGACACCUGUGCACUCGCCCCAUUCCUGGACUUGCUGAACCACAGCCCGCACGCCCAGGUAGAAGCAGGAUUUAAUGAGGAGACUCGUUGUUAUGAAAUCAGAACGGCUUCAAGGUGCAGAAGGUAUGAAGAGGUUUUCAUCUGCUACGGCCCUCAUGACAACCAGCGGCUGCUCCUGGAGUAUGGAUUCGUUUCCAUCCCUAAUCCUCACGCUUGCGUUUAUGUCUCAACAGAAAUACUUGUUAAAUAUCUUCCAUCAACAGAUAAACAGCUAAACAAAAAGAUUUCCAUCUUAAGGGACCAUGGCUUUAUAGAAGAUCUGACGUUCGGUUGGGAUGGACCGUCUUGGACGUUGCUCACAGCUCUCAAGUUGUUAUGUCUGGAACCUGAAAGAUUUACGUGCUGGAAGAAGAUACUCCUUGGAGAAGUCAUUUCAGAUACAAAUGAGAAGGCAAGUUUGGAUAUAACCCGGAGGAUAUGCUGUGACUUCAUAGAGGAGACUUCUGCUGUGCUUCAGAAGAUUGCCUGCAGAAAGGUGGACUGUGCAGCAUUGCUGCCCCAGCUGGCUCUGGUGGAAGCCUUGCGGACAGAAGAGCUGCAGAUUCUCAAGGCGUCCGCUGGGAUCCUGGAUGGUCUGCACGCGGCUUUUGCCUGAUUUCUUCUAUGUGCGUGCACCUGGUCUGUCCUGUGUGAACUUCAGGAGCGUCUCUGAGGACAGAGCGGUGCCUGUUCCGGGAUGUGGGAGGAAGCCUGCAGGGCAGAGCCGGUGCAGGCACUGGUGG